AUGCUAAAGUUAUUUAUUCUGACCCUUUUAAUAAUUACAAUUUCAGCCAGAUUGGACCAAUAAGAUCCAGCAGUUGGGAAGAAAAAUACAAGUUCAAACAAAUAGGAAAGUGAUGUUAUGAAAUACAGGAGAGCAGCUGCAAUGGCCAAAGAGGAAUUCUAGGAACUAUGCGGUCUCAAUGGUUUUGUGUGGAAAUAAACUACUCUGGUUGAUACUCAAGUUGUCUCUGGAUUCAAUUACAGCAUCUAUGGUAAGGUGUAGAAAGGAGAUUAGACAAGAACAGUCAAGGUCUCAUUUUAUAUUCCAGCUGGAUAGGAUUCCAGAAUUAAAGCUACCGGUUGCAAUAUUGUUGCUUGA
This is a messenger RNA of Paramecium tetraurelia, 357 nucleotides long. RefSeq lists its product as uncharacterized. Lineage: Eukaryota; Ciliophora; Oligohymenophorea; Peniculida; Parameciidae. The record is from RefSeq and is a predicted model, not a curated record. The transcript is spliced from 2 exons.